Abrus precatorius (Indian licorice) is the source of this 1971-nucleotide messenger RNA. RefSeq names its product UDP-glucuronic acid decarboxylase 5-like. Gene Ontology annotation, cellular component: cytoplasm. The coding region runs from base 898 to 1644 and encodes 248 amino acids. Gene Ontology annotation, biological process: D-xylose metabolic process. The transcript has 12 exons. NCBI's taxonomy places the organism in Eukaryota, Viridiplantae, Streptophyta, Magnoliopsida, Fabales, Fabaceae. Gene Ontology annotation, molecular function: NAD+ binding; UDP-glucuronate decarboxylase activity. The record is from RefSeq and is a predicted model, not a curated record.
ACGUAUGGCAGCACUCAAUCUUGUACAGAAUACAGACAAACAGCACAUUGAGGAUUGAGGUUUAGAAUUACAAGUGAAGCGAGUUUGAUUUGAGUCUGACGAAGUAAUCAAGCUCAGCUACUCCACCUCACCGAACCUUACCUUGUAGAUGUUAUUUUUACCUCCUCGUAUCAGAAAAUCCCGUGUCCUAAAUCCUUGUAUACACUGUUUUUCGGUAUCUAACAGGGUUUGAAUUUCAGAGGCUUUGACAAUGGCAACGGAUUCUACUAAUGGAGACCAUCAAAAAGCAACAAAGCAACCUCCACUGCCAUCUCCCUUGCGUUUUUCCAAGUUCUUUCAGUCCAAUAUGAGAAUUCUGGUUACUGGAGGAGCUGGAUUUAUUGGCUCUCACCUAGUUGACAGAUUGAUGGAAAAUGAAAAAAAUGAGGUCAUUGUUGUUGACAACUUCUUCACUGGAUCUAAAGACAACCUUAGAAAAUGGAUUGGCCAUCCAAGAUUUGAGCUAAUUCGUCAUGGUAUAAUUUUAUUACUUUUUCUACUGCUGCCAUCCUGAGUCUGACUUUGUUCCAUGUAAGAUUGAAAUUUAGAUUAAAAUUUAUUUUCUUUUUUCUGAACUUGUAAUAUGUGUCUGACCUCUUAAAUAUAGUUAUCUAGAUUGUAAAUAAUCUUCUAGAUGGUAAAGUUUUUCUUAGUCAGUCAUCAAUGUAGUGCAGCCAGCUGCACCAUUUUGUUUGACACCACAUGAAUAAUGUUGCUAUCAAGUGCACCGAGUUUUUUGUGUUUCUAGAUGUCUUUUAAUUUAUAUAUUUCUUCAAUUGAAAUGCAUUCGUCUUCCUUUCUCUGUGCAGAUGUCACAGAGCAAUUGUUGAUUGAGGUGGAUCAAAUCUACCAUCUUGCAUGCCCUGCUUCUCCUAUUUUCUACAAAUACAAUCCUGUAAAGUUAGAGGAAUAACUUUGCAGACGAUUAAGACAAAUGUGAUUGGAACGCUGAACAUGCUUGGGCUUGCUAAGCGUGUUGGAGCAAGGAUUUUGCUAACAUCUACUUCAGAAGUAUAUGGGGACCCUCUUGUCCAUCCACAGCCAGAAAGCUAUUGGGGCAAUGUUAACCCCAUUGGUGUUCGGAGUUGUUAUGAUGAGGGCAAGCGUGUGGCAGAAACUUUGAUGUUUGAUUAUCAUAGGCAGCAUGGAAUAGAAAUACGCAUUGCAAGAAUAUUUAACACAUAUGGACCACGCAUGAAUAUUGAUGAUGGGCGUGUUGUCAGCAACUUCAUUGCUCAAGCAAUUCGUGGUGAACCCUUAACCGUCCAAGUUCCGGGAACUCAAACACGCAGUUUCUGCUAUGUCUCUGACAUGGUUGAUGGCCUUAUUCGUUUAAUGGAAGGGGAAAACACUGGUCCAAUCAACAUUGGGAACCCAGGUGAGUUUACAAUGAUUGAACUGGCCGAGAAUGUGAAAGAGCUUAUUAAUCCAGCAGUGGAGAUAAACAUGGUUGAGAACACUCCUGACGAUCCUCGUCAGAGAAAACCAGACAUAACUAAAGCAAAGGAAUUGCUGGGAUGGGAGCCAAAGGUGAAGUUGCGUGAUGGCCUUCCCCUCAUGGAAGAAGAUUUUCGUCAGAGGCUUGGGGUUGCAAAGAAGAACUAAGCUUAUUUUCAUUCCUUCAAUUCAUGUCAUAAAUGAUAUUUUGGUAGUCACUGGGAUGAAUGUGUUAGUGUUGGAUAUUUCAUAUUGAAAAUUAUGGAGAGGAAGGUCAGAAGUUGCUGCCAGGAAAACUAACUUGAUCUUACUCUUCUUUUGAUACAAUAUGAUGGCCUCUCUUGCAAAGACUAUUGUUGAGUUGAAAUCUUAUUUUAUAGAACAUUAGUUGUUUUAAUAUGAGAAGUUGAAAAUUUGUAUUUGAGAUGUUUUGGAUCUCCUUUUGAAAUGAAAUUAUAAUAAUGAUCUGUUAUCAAUGUCAAAUAAGUUCGAUUG